Molecule: messenger RNA, 2399 nt
Organism: Labrus mixtus (cuckoo wrasse)
Lineage: Eukaryota; Metazoa; Chordata; Actinopteri; Labriformes; Labridae
Product: calpain-2 catalytic subunit-like
Exons: 21
Coding region: 127-2223 (698 amino acids)
Biological process (GO): proteolysis
Cellular component (GO): cytoplasm
Molecular function (GO): calcium-dependent cysteine-type endopeptidase activity; calcium ion binding
Source: RefSeq, a predicted model, not a curated record
CUCUCUCUCUCUCUCUCUCUCUCUCUCUCUCUGUGAAGAAAAGUUUGUGAACAUUCUGCGGACUGUUUAUCAGACUGUUUUCUUCUUCUUCUUCGUCUCUCGACUUGUUUUAGGACCCGGAUCAUCAUGUCCGGCGUGGCCUCUACGCUGGCCAAGAAGCGCGCGCUGGCCGCGGGGUUCGGCACCAACGCGCACGCGACGCGGUACCUGAACCAGGACUUUUCCGCUCUGCGCGCGCAGUGCCGCUCCUCCGGUAAGCUCUUCUGUGACCCGAUGUUUCCCGCGUCCCCGGAGGCGCUGGGCUUCAAAGAGCUGGGUCCCAGAUCCUCCAAGGUCCGCGGGAUGACCUGGAAGAGGCCCACGGAGCUGGUGUCUAACCCGGAGUUCAUCGUGGGCGGAGCCUCCAGGACCGACAUCUGCCAGGGAGCUCUUGGUGACUGCUGGCUGUUGGCGGCCAUCGCCUCUCUGACCCUGAACGAGUACGUGAUGGCCCGAGUCGUUCCCUCCGACCAGGGCUUUGGAGACGACUACGCCGGCAUCUUCCACUUCCAGUUCUGGCAGUUUGGUGAGUGGGUGGACGUGGUGAUCGAUGACCGUCUGCCCGUUAAAGAUGGCGAGCUGAUGUUCGUCCACUCUGCGGAGGGGAGAGAGUUCUGGAGCGCCCUGCUGGAGAAAGCCUACGCCAAAGUAAACGGCUGCUAUGAGGCUCUGUCUGGAGGCUCCACCACUGAGGGUUUUGAGGAUUUCACUGGAGGCAUCGCUGAGAAUUACGACCUCCAAAAACCUCCCUCCAACCUGUUCUACAUCGUCAAGAAGGCGUUGGAAGCAGGAGCGCUGCUGGGCUGCUCCAUCGACAUUACCAGCGCUUCAGACUCAGAGGCCGUCACUCGUCAGAAGCUGGUCAAAGGCCACGCCUACUCACUGACCGGCGCCGUAGAGGUGAACUUCCGCGGCCGUCAGGAGAAGCUGGUGAGGGUGAGGAACCCGUGGGGUCAGGUGGAGUGGACGGGAGCGUGGAGCGACGGAUCAUCAGAGUGGAACUAUGUGCAGGGAGACUGUCCCCACGCCAACGCAGAGGACGGAGAGUUCUGGAUGUCCUACAACGAGUUUCUGCGUCACUACUCCCGUAUCGAGGUGUGCACUCUGACCCCCGACGCCAUCGACGACGACUCCAUCAAACACUGGAGUGUCAGCAAGUUUGACGGCACCUGGAGGAGAGGAUCCACAGCAGGGGGCUGCAGGAACCAUCCCUACACGUUCUGGACCAACCCUCAGUUUGUGAUCCGCCUGGAGGAGGAGGAUGACGACCCCGGCGAUGGGGAGGUGGGCUGCAGCUUCGUGGUCGGUCUGAUCCAGAAGAACCGCAGGAAGCUCCGGAAACAAGGCGAGGACAUGCACACGGUGGGGUUCGCCAUCUACGAGCUUCCACAACAGUUCCACGGGCAGAAGCAGGUUCACCUGGAUAAGAACUUCUUCCUGACGCACGCUCAGACGGCGAGAUCCGAGACCUUCGUCAACCUGAGAGAGGUCAGCACCCGCUUCAAGCUGCCGCCCGGAGAAUACCUGAUCAUCCCGUCCACCUUCGACCCGCACCUCAACGGAGACUUCUGCAUCCGGGUCUUCUCCGAGAAGCAGUCAGAGACCAUACCCUGUGACGACCCCGUCAGCGCUGAACUGGAGGAUGAGUCGGUGUCAGACGAAGACGUGGACGCAGGUUUCCGAGGACUCUUCACCAAACUCGCCGGAGACGACAUGGAGAUCUCUGCGGUCGAGCUCAGGACCAUCUUGAACAAGAUCGUCGCCAAACGUACAGACAUAAAGACGGACGGCUUCAGCAUGGAGACCAGCAGGAUCAUGGUGAACCUGAUGGACAAGGACAGUGGAAACGGGAAGCUCGGCCUCGGAGAGUUCGCUACUCUGUGGAAGAAGGUUCAGAGAUACCUGACCAUCUAUAAGAAGAACGACUCGGAUAACUCGGGGACGAUGAGCACUCCAGAGAUGAGAGUCGCCUUCAAAGACGCAGGUUUCACCCUCAACAACACCAUCUACCAGCUGCUGGUGGCUCGAUACUCCGACCCCGACAUGACCAUCGACUUCGACAACUUCGUGGGCUGUCUGAUGAGGCUGGAGAUGAUGUUCAAGAUCUUUAAGAAGUUGGACGCUCACAACAGCGGCUCCAUCGAGCUUGACUUCACCCAGUGGAUAAACUUCUCCAUGAUCUGAGCCUCCGCUCUGUGUUGUCGCCCCCGCGGAGCUUCAGUGUUACUGCAGGACGCCAUAUUCCCCGUUUACAGCGUCUCUUCUUGUCACUGCAUUUCUAUGUGAGGCUAAUGUUUUUAUCCUGUACAUUAUCUGACUCACACAACACAAAGUCAAUAAAUAUAUUCACAACCCUUUAA